AUGUUGGAGAGAUUUGGUAUGGAAAAUUCCAAACCAAGCCCAGUGCCUAUUAAUAAAGGCGAAAAGUUGAGCCAAUCACAAUCUCUGAGGAAUGAAAUUGAAAGGGAGUAUAUGAAAGCAUUUCCGUAUGUUUCACUAAUUGGGACUUUAAUGUAUGCUCAAGUCCGUACCAGACCUGAUAUAGCAUAUGUUGUGGAAUUAUUGGAGAGAUUUCAAGCUAAUCCAGGAAUGGAACAUUGGAGAGCUGCAAAGAAAGUAUUGGGAUAUUUUCAAAGAACUCAAGAUUAUAUGCUCACAUACAACAAAUCCGAUCUCUUGGAGAUAGUUGGAUACUCAGACUCAGAGUUUGCGGGAUGUCCAGAUAGUAGAAAAUCAACAUCAGGUUAUAUUUUUCUACUAGCUGGUGGUGCAGUCUCGUGGAAAAGAUCGAAACAAAAAAUGACAGCUGCUUCAACAAUGGAGGUUGAGUUAUUAGCAUGCUAUGAUGCAGUUACACAGGCUAUUUGA
Molecule: messenger RNA, 507 nt
Organism: Phoenix dactylifera (date palm)
Lineage: Eukaryota; Viridiplantae; Streptophyta; Magnoliopsida; Arecales; Arecaceae
Source: RefSeq, a predicted model, not a curated record